This is a messenger RNA of Scomber japonicus (chub mackerel), 1637 nucleotides long. RefSeq names its product NACHT, LRR and PYD domains-containing protein 1a-like. The record is from RefSeq and is a predicted model, not a curated record. The transcript has 5 exons. The coding region runs from base 8 to 1468 and encodes 486 amino acids. Gene Ontology annotation, biological process: regulation of apoptotic process. NCBI's taxonomy places the organism in Eukaryota, Metazoa, Chordata, Actinopteri, Scombriformes, Scombridae.
UUCACUGAUGAAUCAGACAGUUCGUUGUAUCUCAGGUUCAGUUCUGUCAGAUGGGAGGAGUUAUACUUCAGAGCUGAGGUCAAAUAUUCAACCCUCAACCUCAUCGAUUCCUUUCAGUGAUGACGCUUCACUUUCACUUCAAACUCCUGCAGCUGCUGCUUCACUCACAUCUCAUCCAGCUGCUCAGUUUGGUCUCCAGCUUUUGAAACACUGCAGCAACUUUACUUUUUAUUCAUUCAAACCAAGAAAAGGUUUGUGUUGUGUGAUCAGCUCCUCUGUGUCCUCCAGGUUCAGCUGUCCUGGUCCAGGUGUGUUCAGGUGUACUUUGACUGGACUGGUGUUUGGUACGGUUCAGGAGGCGGAGCUACAGUACAGGACUGUCCAAUGGGACGAAAGACUUCUACAACCAGCUGGCAAGACGGCUGCAGGUCCGCUGUUCAACAUCCACAGUCCUGACGGUGCUGUCAGUCAGCUCCACCUGCCACACUGUGAAAUCAUGGAUGCUCCGCUCCCUGAAGGUCUGCUGUCUGUCGUCCACAUCACUGAUGAUGGAAUGAGCAUCCUGGAGCCGCUAGAGAUUACAGACACUCAUGUGGUUGUGAACGUGCCUCACUUCUCUCUCCUGGGCCUCGUCUGGGACGUUGUUAUGAGGUUUGUGAACAUCAUACGACCAAUCAGGGGCCAGGUUCUGCUGUUCCUCCGACCUCCGGAUGAUGAUGAUGAUCAAAUACUUGAUGUAUUUCUGCUGCAGAGCAACAUUCCUCUGAGCGAGGUUGCCGCCCAACGAGGAGCAGCUAAGAACAUUGAGAUCUCUUCUGACUGUGAUCUCAUCCUUGGUCAAAUCUACAGCAUUCACUGUGAACCUGAAGCCUCCAUAAUUCAGCCUGAGCGUGUACAGUUUCGCACAAAGCUUGGACCAAACUUCUUCCCAACGUUUGAGGUUUUCCUCACGACACAACAAAAGAAAGUGACUUUGAUGGUCCGAGACCAAGAGGGGACACAAAUGUCGAAUUGGAAGGUGAAACUGACAGGUCCAAGAAGUGGAAAUCCACAGAGGACCAUCCCAGCAGGGCACACUGCCACAGUGGGGGAAAGCAGCACAGCAGAGGAAUCUCCCAGCAGGGGGAACCAACCCAGCAGAAGAAUCUCCCAACAGGGGACAGACUCCAAGCAGAGGAUUCAACCAGCUGAGGACAUCGUCCCAGCAGAGGAGAGGCUGAAGGAGGCUCGGACACAGUUUGUUAGCAGAGUGUCUGAACCUAAUCUAGACCAGCUUCUGGAUAAACUUCUUGAGUUUGGUGUUAUAAAUGAUGGUGAAAUGGAGUCGGCCAGAACAGAAACGCGAGCGGACAAAGCUCGUAAAGUGAUCGACAUGGUGCGAAGAAAAGGAAGUGAUGCCAGCUCCUUUUUUAUUGUUGCCCUCCGUGUGGUGGAUCCACACCUUUCCAGACUGCUCAAAUUAAGCUGAGUGUGAAGAUGAAACCGUAUAACAGCUGACUGUUUCACUGUCUCAAGUUACCUAUUUUCAUCUUUAGCUUUCACCUGAAGCUAAUAUGAAGCUUCAGCGUCCAAAUGAGUCAAAUCUUCAUCUUCUAUGUUUCAACAUUACAGUGUUUUUAGUAGCAAAGUCUUCUUGU